Messenger RNA from Jaculus jaculus (lesser Egyptian jerboa), 1892 nucleotides. RefSeq names its product cardiolipin synthase 1 (gene Crls1). The coding region runs from base 141 to 1013 and encodes 290 amino acids. NCBI's taxonomy places the organism in Eukaryota, Metazoa, Chordata, Mammalia, Rodentia, Dipodidae. Gene Ontology annotation, molecular function: cardiolipin synthase activity; CDP-diacylglycerol-glycerol-3-phosphate 3-phosphatidyltransferase activity. Gene Ontology annotation, cellular component: mitochondrion; membrane. The transcript has 7 exons. The record is from RefSeq and is a predicted model, not a curated record. Gene Ontology annotation, biological process: cardiolipin biosynthetic process.
GGCUCGUCAGUAUAAACGGAACCUGCCGGAGUCUGGUGAUUAGCAUGGGAGCAUCGGCGGCUGCGGUCCCACAGAAUUUCUGGAGUUCCGCGGGCAGGCUGCCGGCCCGUGCCCGGGGCUGCUGAGGUCCCGACCCCAGCAUGCUGGCCUGGCGCGUGGCGCGCGGCGCGUGGGGGGCCCUCCGCGGGGCCGCCUGGCCGCAGGGGGCGCGGCCGGGCCGGGGUGCCGCCUGCUGCCUGGCCGAGCGCUGGUGGCUGCGUCCCGCCGCGCUCGGCUGGCGGCUGCCCGGGGCUGGCCCGCGGAACCUGUGCUCCGGCGCCGGGAAGGCGGCCGCGGGCCCCGAGGCCGCGGGAAGCGCCGCGGCGGAGGCCCCGGGCGGCCGCUGGGCCCGGGCGGGCGCCGCCAGCCUGUAUGAAAAUCCAUGGACAAUCCCAAAUAUGUUGUCAAUGACGAGAAUUGGCCUAGCUCCAGUUUUGGGCUAUUUGAUUAUUGAAGAAGAUUUUAAUGUUGCACUAGGAGUUUUUGCUUUAGCUGGGCUAACUGACUUGUUGGAUGGAUUUAUUGCUCGAAACUGGGCCAAUCAAAAAUCAGCUUUGGGAAGUGCUCUUGAUCCACUUGCUGAUAAAAUACUUAUCAGUAUCUUAUAUGUUAGCUUGACCUAUGCAGAUCUUAUUCCAGUUCCACUUACUUAUAUGAUAAUUUCAAGAGAUGUAAUGUUGAUUGCUGCUGUUUUUUAUGUCAGAUAUCGAACUCUUCCAACACCGAGAACACUAGCUAAGUAUUUCAAUCCUUGCUAUGCUACUGCUAGGUUAAAACCAACAUUCAUCAGCAAGGUAAAUACAGCAGUCCAGUUAAUCUUGGUGGCAGCUUCUUUGGCAGCUCCAGUUUUCAAUUACGCUGACAGCAUUUGUCUUCAGAUACUGUGGUGUUGUACAGCUUUUACCACAGCUGCGUCAGCAUACAGUUAUUAUCACUAUGGUCGGAAAACUGUUCAGGUGAUAAAAGACAGAUGAGAGUCACCCGUCUUCAUCAGCAAGGAAGCCAUACACAGUGGCAGUGGCAGCGGUGGCAGCACCAGUGGAAAGCUACAGAGUUCCCCUAUUUUGGUGUUCAGCUCAAAAAAAAAAAAAAGACUUAUCAAAACAAACCAUGUCUUCAAAACUGAAGUAAUGUGCAUUGAAAAUAAGUUUGAUCGUGGGCCUGUGCCGAAUUUCCAAUGUAUUUUUAAAUGCAAAUAAAACUAUAAUUUAGAAUUUUUAAUCUUAGGUUGCUUGAUUAUUUUUACAAGAUGGAUUAUUCAAAUUAUUGUCAGUCUUUUUUCUAUAUUUUUACAAAGCACAGUGUGAUAGUGUGGAAAUGAGAAAGUAAUAGGGAUUCCUUGGAAUGAAUGAAUACACACACACACACACACACACACAAAAUCCUACACGACUUGGCUAUAUAGUUUUUUGAUUGAUUUUUAAAUCUGUGAGCACAUUAGGAAUUCAUGUAGUUAGCCUUUGAUUAUGGCAGGCUGAUAAGAAUAAAGUUAGGUGGGGAUGAAAUAAAGCUGUGAAGAGAUUCAAAGCACAGUAAGUUUGAAAACAAGAUCAAACAAAGUAGAAGGUAAUGAAGUUCAUCAGUAGUAGUCUUCCAACUUCUCAGGUACCCAAUAGCUGUGUGUCACGAUAUCAAGAAUACAAAUGUGAGAACAUAGUCAUUACCUUCGAAUGUAAAAGGCUAUGAGUUGUCAUGCCUUUCACUGUUUCUAACAUUAGUGAUGGUGUUUGUUUGAAAUUGGAACCUGUACUCAAUGUAAAUGAUAUGAAAUUAUAUAUUUUUCAAUGGUUUUUUAAAGUUUUAGGGGAAUCUUGUUUACACGAUAAAGGAAUAAAAGAGCUGGAAAAAAUAUA